UCUCAUUGGUCAGACAGAAGACUUGAUGUUUCCGCGAAAUCUAUUUAAGAACGAGUUGGCGUAUCCAGGUUCAGACUAGUAAUAGCCUCCUUCUAUUUCUAUCAGGAACUGAUAACUGAUAGACAUGCCUGGCCAUAUUAAGAAAACUUCUGGACCUGACCCAGAUCCAUCCCCAUGGCUACUUGUCAAUGAAGAAAUCAAACUGAAGAACAAGGCUAAACCUUAUGACCCUAAAAAGUCUGUUUGGGUUCCUAAUAAGGCUGAUGGAGGAUAUCUUGAGGGACUUUUGGAGUCGACAGAGGGUAACAAGGUGACCGUUAGUCUCCAGACUAAGAUUGCCAGUGUUGAAAAAUCCAAGGCCCGUCUUGCAGCUGAUCUUGAUGAAAUUUCAAUGGAGUAUGAGCGUGUUCAUGCUGCUGCUCUUAUUACUGAAAAGAGAGGUAAGAACUUUGACAAGGUCCUAGGUGAGUGGCAAGCAAAGGCUGCUGAUGUUGCUGCUGAGGUAGAAGCAUCUCAAAGUGAGGGACGGAACUAUAGCUCUGAGCUUUUCCGCCUGAAGGCUGCUCAAGAUGAGGCUCUGGAGCAGCUUGAUAUUGUCAAGCGUGAAAAUAAGAAUCUUGCUGAUGAAAUCAAGGAUCUUCUUGAUCAGCUAGGAGAUGGAGGGCGGUCAAUUCAUGACCUGGACAAACAGCGCAGGAGACUUGAGCAAGAAAAGGAAGAGCUUCAAGCUGCACUGGAGGAGGCUGAAUGUGCUCUUGAGCAGGAGGAAAAUAAGGUGCUUAGGGCCCAGCUUGAAUUAAGCCAAGUUCGCCAGGAAAUUGACAGAAGAGUUGGUGAAAAGGAGGAAGAGUUUAACAAUACUCGUAAAAACCACCAACAUGCUAUGGAAUCACUAGGAGCCUCCCUUGAAGCUGAGCAAAGAGCAAAGGCUGAAGCUCUCCGCAUUAAGAAAACUCUAGAAGGAGGCAUUAAUGAGUUGGAGAUUGGACUUGACCAUGCCAACAAAGCUAACUCUGAGGGCCUAAAGGCAAUUAAGCGUUAUCAGGGCCAACUUAGAGAAACAAUUCAAGCCUAUGAGGAUGAAGCUCGUCAGCGCCAACAAGUUUCUGAGCAAGUUGGAAUUUCUGAGCGCAAGGCUGCUGCUCUGUCUGGAGAGGUUGAGGAGAGCCGUGCUCUUCUUGAUUCAGCAGAAAGAGCAAAACGCCAGUUGGAUAUGGAAAUUGCUGAUUCUCGCAACAGCUGCAAUGAGCUUCAAGCCAUUAAUGUUAGAGAUAUGUCUCACAAGCGCUCUCUUGAGGGUCAGCUUCAUACAGUCCAGGCUGAAAUUGAUUCUGUUCUUCAGGCUGCCAAAAAUGCAGAAGAGAAGUCCAAGAAGGCUAUGGUUGAUGCUGCUCGUCUAGCUGAUGAACUCAGAUCUGAGCAAGAUCAUGCUCACUGCCAAGCAUCUGCCAAGAGGGCUUUGGAAGCCCAGCUUGGAGAUCUUGAGGGACGUCUUGCUGAUGCUGAAGCUGCUGCCAUGAAGGGAGGCAAAGCUGCCAUGGCUAAGCUUGAGAUGAGAAUUAGGGAGCUUGAAAAUGAGUUGGGAUCUGUUCAAAGCCGUACUUCUGAGAAUAUGAAGGCAUACCAACGAGCUGAACGUAAGGUUAAAGAACUUACAUUUGCUCAGGAUGAAGACAAGAAGAACCAAGAAAAAAUGUCUGACCUUGCUGGCAAGCUUCAACAAAAGAUCAAGACUUACAAGCAACAGAUUGAGGAGGCUGAAGAGAUUGCUGCUCUUAACCUUGCUAAGUUCCGCAAGGCACAGCAAGAGUUGGAAGAGACUGAAGAAAGAUCAAAGAUGGCUGAUGCUGGAAUCCAGGUUGCCCGAUUUUGCUGGCUGAUGGAGGAUAUUAGUCUCCAGACUAAGAUUGCCAGUGUUGAAAAAUCCAAGGCCCGUCUUGCAGCUGAUCUUGAUGAAAUUUCAAUGGAGUAUGAGCGUGUUCAUGCUGCUGCUCUUAUUACUGAAAAGAGAGGUAAGAACUUUGACAAGGUCCUAGGUGAGUGGCAAGCAAAGGCUGCUGAUGUUGCUGCUGAGGUAGAAGCAUCUCAAAGUGAGGGACGGAACUAUAGCUCUGAGCUUUUCCGCCUGAAGGCUGCUCAAGAUGAGGCUCUGGAGCAGCUUGAUAUUGUCAAGCGUGAAAAUAAGAAUCUUGCUGAUGAAAUCAAGGAUCUUCUUGAUCAGCUAGGAGAUGGAGGGCGGUCAAUUCAUGACCUGGACAAACAGCGCAGGAGACUUGAGCAAGAAAAGGAAGAGCUUCAAGCUGCACUGGAGGAGGCUGAAUGUGCUCUUGAGCAGGAGGAAAAUAAGGUGCUUAGGGCCCAGCUUGAAUUAAGCCAAGUUCGCCAGGAAAUUGACAGAAGAGUUGGUGAAAAGGAGGAAGAGUUUAACAAUACUCGUAAAAACCACCAACAUGCUAUGGAAUCACUAGGAGCCUCCCUUGAAGCUGAGCAAAGAGCAAAGGCUGAAGCUCUCCGCAUUAAGAAAACUCUAGAAGGAGGCAUUAAUGAGUUGGAGAUUGGACUUGACCAUGCCAACAAAGCUAACUCUGAGGGCCUAAAGGCAAUUAAGCGUUAUCAGGGCCAACUUAGAGAAACAAUUCAAGCCUAUGAGGAUGAAGCUCGUCAGCGCCAACAAGUUUCUGAGCAAGUUGGAAUUUCUGAGCGCAAGGCUGCUGCUCUGUCUGGAGAGGUUGAGGAGAGCCGUGCUCUUCUUGAUUCAGCAGAAAGAGCAAAACGCCAGUUGGAUAUGGAAAUUGCUGAUUCUCGCAACAGCUGCAAUGAGCUUCAAGCCAUUAAUGUUAGAGAUAUGUCUCACAAGCGCUCUCUUGAGGGUCAGCUUCAUACAGUCCAGGCUGAAAUUGAUUCUGUUCUUCAGGCUGCCAAAAAUGCAGAAGAGAAGUCCAAGAAGGCUAUGGUUGAUGCUGCUCGUCUAGCUGAUGAACUCAGAUCUGAGCAAGAUCAUGCUCACUGCCAAGCAUCUGCCAAGAGGGCUUUGGAAGCCCAGCUUGGAGAUCUUGAGGGACGUCUUGCUGAUGCUGAAGCUGCUGCCAUGAAGGGAGGCAAAGCUGCCAUGGCUAAGCUUGAGAUGAGAAUUAGGGAGCUUGAAAAUGAGUUGGGAUCUGUUCAAGGCCGUACUUCUGAGAAUAUGAAGGCAUACCAACGAGCUGAACGUAAGGUGAAAGAACUUGGAUUUGCUCAAGAUGAAGACAAGAAAAACCAAGAAAAAAUGUCUGACCUUGCUGGCAAGCUUCAACAAAAGAUAAAGACUUACAAGCAACAGAUUGAGGAGGCUGAAGAGAUUGCUGCUCUUAACCUCGCAAAGUUCCGUAAGGCACAGCAAGAGUUGGAAGAGACUGAGGAAAGAUCAAAGAUGGCUGAUGCUGGAAUCCAGGUUGCCCGUUUCUGCUAAAAAAAACCUUUCCCUCUCAAACCUAAUGAGGACUCUGAAUAUGAUUGGACCUAAAUUAGCCUUCUGCCGAUUUGUUAUAGUGAUUUAUAUAUGUGAAUGAUAAAACUUGAUAUUGCAAAUAUACUCUAAUAAGCAUGAA
This is a messenger RNA of Eurytemora carolleeae, 3587 nucleotides long. RefSeq names its product myosin heavy chain, muscle. The record is from RefSeq and is a predicted model, not a curated record. The transcript has 5 exons. The coding region runs from base 125 to 3448 and encodes 1107 amino acids. Lineage: Eukaryota; Metazoa; Arthropoda; Copepoda; Calanoida; Temoridae. Gene Ontology annotation, molecular function: protein serine/threonine kinase activity; cytoskeletal motor activity; ATP binding. Gene Ontology annotation, cellular component: myosin complex; cytoplasm; cytoskeleton. Gene Ontology annotation, biological process: peptidyl-threonine phosphorylation; actomyosin structure organization.